Colletotrichum orchidophilum is the source of this 729-nucleotide messenger RNA. RefSeq lists its product as uncharacterized. Lineage: Eukaryota; Fungi; Ascomycota; Sordariomycetes; Glomerellales; Glomerellaceae. Bases 1 to 729 code for a protein of 242 amino acids. The transcript has 3 exons. The record is from RefSeq and is a predicted model, not a curated record.
AUGGUCUCAACACGCUCCUCCUCCCGCGCCCUCCCCAACGGCCCCGACGCCUCUUCGAGCAUCCCCGCAACAGCCCGCGCCGUCGCCACCGCCGCCACAACACACCCCGAAAACACCUCGACCGCACAAGGCUGGUCCCACGCGCCAACGACCUGGACCCGCCUCUGGCUCCUCGUCUCCCUGCCCCUCGUCGCCUGGGACACGGGCUACGUCCUCCUCCGCCCCUGGACCAUGCCGGGCGGCCACCUCCACUGGCCCCUCUACGUCCCCUACAAGCUCUACGGCGAGGUCGACCACGUCUACGGCUGGAAGGCUUUUCACGCCGGCAACGGCUUCACCUCGGCCCAGGGCGCGCUCAACGCCGUCGAGACGCUCAUGUACCUCGCCUACUACUGGCUCUACUUCUCGCGGGGCCGCGCCGUAGAGAGCGGCCCCGCUGGUGGUGGGUUGCCGAUGAAAAAGGUUGUGGGCGGGCGGGCGGGGGCGCUGGCUAUUGUUAUUGGGUUCAGCGCGGCUGUCAUGACGUUGAGCAAGACGGUGCUAUACUGGGCGAACGAAUACUUUUCCGGCUUCGACAACAUUGGCCACAACACGCCAUUGGACCUCCUCUUUCUAUGGAUUAUUCCAAACGGCGCCUGGCUCCUCGGCUCAGGCUACAUGAUCCUGUCCAUGGGUGGCGAGAUCGUCGACGGGCUGGCCCUCGCGUCAAAGACUAUCAAGACGGAAUAA